This is a messenger RNA of Melospiza melodia melodia, 1776 nucleotides long. RefSeq names its product tetra-peptide repeat homeobox protein 1-like. The coding region runs from base 1 to 1776 and encodes 591 amino acids. The transcript is spliced from 6 exons. The record is from RefSeq and is a predicted model, not a curated record. Lineage: Eukaryota; Metazoa; Chordata; Aves; Passeriformes; Passerellidae.
AUGUCCCCCCUGUCACGGCCCUCCCGGGGCACGUCUGGCCCGGAGCUCCUGCUGCUCCCCCCGGCCUGGAUCCCCCUCCCGCCCCCGGUCCCGGCCGUGCUGCGGACGGAGCGGCGGAGGAUGCUCGCUGCCUCCCUCCCCCCUUCCUCCCGGGGCGUUACCGGGGCCGGGCUCGGGCCUGGGCCGGGGAUGGGGUCGGAGCGUUACCGGGCCCGGUGCGGCGGCGGCCGGCUCAGCCGAGCAGAGCCGAGCCCGGCCCGAACGCAGCCGAACCUUCCCGAUCCUCCCCGAGCUGAGACGAGCGGAGCCGAGCCCGACCGAACGCAGCCGAACGGUUCCGACCCGGCCCGAGCGCGGCCGAACCGCCCCGAUCCGCCCCGGGACGGGGUCUGGGGCCGGCCCGGUGCGCUCGGCCCGGCCCCAUUGGCUGCGGCCGCUCUGCGCUCCGCCAAUGGCGGCAGCGCGCGGCUUAACCCGCCCGGCGCCGCGGCACCGGCACCGACACCGACACCGGCACGGCCCGUGUGCGACACCGGCCCCAAACCCGUGUGCGACACCGGCCCCAAACCCGUGUGCGACCCCUGCCCCAAACCCGUGUGCGACACCGGCCCCAAACCCGUGUGCGACCCCUGCCCCAAACCCGUGUGCGACACCGGCCCCAAACCCGUGUGCGACACCGGCCCCAAACCCGUGUGCGACACCGGCCCCAUCUCCGACUCCUGUCCCGGGCCCGUGUCCGACCCCUGCCCCACUUCCGACCCCUGCCCCGGCCCCAUGUCCCACCCCUGCCUCGUGUCCGACACUAGCCCCAGACCCGUGUCCCACCCCAGCUCCAUCUCCGACCCCUGCCCCGGCCCCUUGUCUGACUCCAACCCCGCUCCCGUUUCCCACCUCAGCCCCGGCCCCAUCCUACACCAGCCCCAUGUCCUACACACCCAUCCCGUGUCCUACACCAGCCCCAUGUCCUACACACCCAUCCCGUGUCCUACACCAGCCCCAUGUCCGCCUCCAGCCCCCGGCCCCAUAUCCGACCUCGAUCCCCUGCCCAGCCCCAGCCCCGGCCUCGUGCUCAUUUCUCUCCCCAGCCCUACGUCCGACCCUGUCCUCAUCCCUGUCCCGGCCCACCACCUCCUCAUUACACCCCCCGAGCUCCCUCUCCCCUUCCCCGAGGGGCUUCUCCUCCAUGCCCUCCCCAUCACUUUCGGGAGGCAAACGGGGAAACUGAGGCACGAAGCGACACGCGGGGCAGCACCCGGGGGUGUCGCACCCUCCGCUCCCCACUCGGGGGGCACAGCCAGGCUUCGGGAGGCAGCGAUCGCCCCAGUGCGGGCCCCGCAGCGCCGGGCUCGGGGGCCGUUCCCGGGGUACCGAGGCGAGGCGGGCGGCACUAGGACCCAGCAGCCGGGCGGUGCGGAGCAGCCCUCGCCGCAGCGGCUCCAGCCCCGAGCAUCCCCCGCCACCCCGGGGACACCCCCCGGCCCCGACCCCUCCCCCGGCCGGAGCGGGGACCCUCGGCCUCGGGCCGGCUCCAUGCGGACCCCCAGGGUAGGUGCCGCGGCCGAGCAGCCCCGCCGGAGCACGGCCUGGGGAGCCGGGGAGAUACCGGGGAGGUACCGGGGAGCUCCACCUGCCCCCAGGUACCUGUGGGGUGCAGCUCCAGCUCCCCCCAGCUACCUGGGGGCUGCAACUGGGGGUCCAGCUCAGCGCUCAGGGGUCCUCCAGGCUCCUGCCCCCUCCAGUGACAGCUGCACCUCCCCCAGAGCACCAAGGAUGUGA